AUGGCCGAACCAAGCCCCGCCAGGUCGACGACGUCGCCGCGACCUCAGCUGUCCUCAUCCAUGAGGUCCAGCUCGUUCCUGCGCGAGCACCAGCAGUACCGGCCCCCGCAGCACCCCGAGAGUCGCUUUGGCAUCGACACCGUCGUCGAGGACCUCAGCAAAGUGGCUGUCUCGCCGUCUCAGCAGGCUCAUAACUAUAAGCAGUAUGCCGGCUUCAAUGGCAUCCCUUCCGAAGACAACCCGCCCACCAUCCGUCAUGGCCUGAACCACAGCUACUCGCACCCCAAUUGCGCCCCCGCCGCCGCCGGGGGCAAGAAGCAGUCCCGUCUGUCCCUCCCGGCCAACUUCGCCCCGACGCAGGACCCCGAGUCCUUCCCGCUCGAGCCGCCGACGCAGGAGGCCGAGAAGCUCGACCACCUGUACGGCUCCUACGUCUCGCCCAUGUGCGUGACCUCGUUCCUGCACCUGAUGUCGACCUUCCCCCUGCCCAACGGCGAGUCCGACUACAGCUCGUCGCACCGCUGCCUCGAUAGCCAGGAUAAUCCGCGCGUCGUCGAGCUGACCCUCAACCCGUCUCCCUGCCAGACCUACCUCAGUCUGACCGACCUGCGGCGGCACGAGCUCAUCUACCGCUUCGAGAGGGAGUGGAGCGUCGAUGUCGCCCUGCAGCCCGACACCCUGUGGCGCCGCCACCCGAGGCUCGUCGUCUUCGACAUGGACAGCACCCUCAUCACGCAGGAGGUCAUCGACCUGCUCGCCGCCACUAUCAAGGACCCGCCCGACCUGGCCGCCCGCGUCGCCGACAUUACCCACCGCGCCAUGCUCGGCGAGCUCGAGUUCGACGCCGCCUUCCGCGAGCGCGUGCAGCUCCUCAAGGGCCUCCCGGCCUCUUUCUUCGAGCAGCUGAGACCCGUCCUCGAUGUGACCAAUGGUGUGCCUCGCCUGCUCAAGGCCCUGAAGCGCCUCGGCGUCAAGACAGCCGUGCUGUCCGGCGGCUUCCUCCCUCUCACGAGCUGGCUGGCCGGCGAGCUCGGCAUUGACUAUGCGCAUGCCAACGAGGUCGUCAUCGACGACGCCGGCAGGCUCACGGGCGAGGUCAAGGGCCUCAUCGUAGGCAAGGAGAGGAAGCGAGAUCUGCUGCUCGAAAUCGCCGGCAAGGAGGGCAUCGACCUGUCGCAAGUCGUCGCCGUCGGAGACGGCGCCAACGAUCUCCUAAUGAUGGAGGCGGCGGGGCUGGGCGUCGCCUGGAACGCUAAGCCGAUGGUGCAGAUGGAGGCCGACACGAGGCUGAACAGCGAGAGCCUCCUGGACCUGCUGUACCUGUUCGGUUUCACUGGAGACGAGAUCGAGCAGCUCGCCUCGUAA
This is a messenger RNA of Colletotrichum navitas, 1365 nucleotides long. Its product is annotated as phosphoserine phosphatase serb. Bases 1 to 1365 code for a protein of 454 amino acids. Gene Ontology annotation, cellular component: cytoplasm. The transcript is spliced from 2 exons. The record is from RefSeq and is a predicted model, not a curated record. Gene Ontology annotation, biological process: dephosphorylation; L-serine biosynthetic process. NCBI's taxonomy places the organism in Eukaryota, Fungi, Ascomycota, Sordariomycetes, Glomerellales, Glomerellaceae. Gene Ontology annotation, molecular function: magnesium ion binding; L-phosphoserine phosphatase activity.